AUGAGUGUCGUCGGCGUAGAUUUCGGAACCCUCAAGACGGUUAUUGCCGUCGCUAGAAAUCGUGGUGUCGAUGUGAUCUGCAACGAGGUUUCUAACCGAGCCACACCGUCUGUGGUGGGCUUUGGGCCCAAGUCGCGAUACCUCGGCGAGAGUGCCAAGACGCAAGAAAUCUCCAACCUGAAGAACACCGUCUCCUCCAUCAAGCGGCUUGCCGGCCGCGCUUUUAACGACCCCGAUGCCCAGCUCGAGCAGCAGUACAUCACUGCUCCCCUCGUCGAUGUCAAUGGCCAGGUCGGCGUCGAGGUCAACUACCUUGGCAAGAAGGAGAAGUUCACCAACACCCAGCUGAUCGCGAUGUACCUCAGCAAGAUCAAGCAGACGACGCAGGCCGAGAUUAAGCUCCCGGUUUCUGAUUUGGUCAUGAGCGUCCCUGCUUGGUUCACCGACAUCCAGCGCCGCGCUAUCAUCGACGCCGCCGAGAUCGCCGGCCUGAAGCUCCUCCGCCUCAUGAACGACACUACCGCUGCCGCUCUGGGCUGGGGUAUCACCAAGCUCGACCUCCCCGCCCCCGAGGAGCCGCCCCGCCGCGUUGCCUUCAUCGACAUUGGCCACAGCAACUACACUGCUUCCAUCGUCGAGUUCAAGAAGGGCGAGCUCGCUGUCAAGGGCACUGCCUUCGACCGCCACUUUGGUGGCCGCGACUUUGACAAGGCUCUCGUCGAUCAUCUCGGCAAGGAGUUCAACGGCAAGUACAAGAUCGACAUCCACUCCAACGGCCGCGCCAUGGCUCGUACCAUCGCCGCCGCCGAGAAGUGCAAGAAGAUCCUGUCUGCCAACCAGCAGGCCCCCGUCAACAUCGAAUCCAUUAUGAACGACGUGGACGUUUCCGCAAUGAUCACCCGUCAGGAGUUUGAAGCCAUGGUUGAGCCCCUGCUGGCCCGCGUCCACGUGCCUCUUGAGCAGGCUCUGGCCGAGGCCAAGCUGACCAAGGAUGAUAUUGACGUCAUUGAGGUCAUUGGUGGUGGCACCCGUGUCCCCGCCCUCAAGGAGAGGAUCCAGGCUUUCUUCGGCAAGACCCUGUCCUUCACCCUGAACCAGGAUGAGGCUGUUGCUCGUGGCGCCGCUUUCAGCUGUGCCAUCCUGUCUCCCGUCUUCAGAGUCCGUGACUUCACUGUUCAAGACAUCAUGAGUUACCCCAUUGAGUUCACCUGGGAGAAGGCCCCCGAUAUCCCCGAUGAGGAUACUAGCCUGACCGUCUUCAACCGCGGCAACGUCUUGCCAUCCACCAAGAUUCUCACUUUCUACCGCAAGCAGCCCUUCGACCUCGAGGCUCGCUAUGCCAAGCCCCAGGAUCUCCCUGGCAAGAUUAACCCCUGGAUCGGUCGCUUCUCUGUCAAGGGCGUCAAGGCUGACGGCAAGGAUGACUUCAUGAUUUGCAAGCUCAAAGCGCGCGUCAACAUUCACGGUGUUCUCAACGUUGAGAGCGGCUACUACGUCGAGGACCAGGAGGUUGAGGAGGAGGUCAAGGAGGAGGAGAACGGAGAGAAGAAGGACCCUGAUGCCAUGGAGACCGAUAACAAGGAGGAAGCCCCCAAGAAGAUCCGCAAGGUUAAGAAGCAGGUCCGCAAGGGCGAUCUUCCUAUUGUCAGCGGCACCGCGUCUCUGUCCGACUCGGCGAGAACCUCGCUGCUUGAAAAGGAGUCUGCCAUGGUCAUGGAGGACAAGCUUGUUGCCGACACGGAGGAGAAGAAGAACGAGCUCGAGACCUUCAUCUACGACCUCCGCAACAAGCUCGACGACCAGUACGCCGAGUUCGCCAGCGACGAGGAGAAGACUAAGAUCAAGGAGAAGCUUGAGCAGACUGAGGACUGGCUGUACGAUGAGGGUGACGACACCACCAAGGCCGUUUACAUCGCCAAGAUUGACGAGAUCCGCGCGAUGGCUGGCCCCAUCAUCCAGCGCCACUUCGACAAGGUCGAAGAGGAUCGUCGCCUCGUCCAGGAGAGGGUAGACGCCGAGAAGGCUGCUAAGCGUGCUGAAGAGGAGGCUCGCAAGGCCGCCGAGGCGGAGAAGGCUUCCAAGGAUGAGGAGAUGACUGAUGCCGAUGGCAAGAAGCCCGAGGGCGAGGAGGCUGGCGAGGCCACGAAAUAA
This is a messenger RNA of Colletotrichum graminicola M1.001, 2151 nucleotides long. RefSeq names its product hsp70-like protein. NCBI's taxonomy places the organism in Eukaryota, Fungi, Ascomycota, Sordariomycetes, Glomerellales, Glomerellaceae. The transcript has 6 exons. Gene Ontology annotation, cellular component: cytosol; nucleus. Gene Ontology annotation, molecular function: ATP-dependent protein folding chaperone; ATP binding. The coding region runs from base 1 to 2151 and encodes 716 amino acids. The record is from RefSeq and is a predicted model, not a curated record. Gene Ontology annotation, biological process: protein folding.